Molecule: messenger RNA, 1388 nt
Organism: Xenopus laevis (African clawed frog)
Lineage: Eukaryota; Metazoa; Chordata; Amphibia; Anura; Pipidae
Gene: gyg2.L
Product: glycogenin 2 L homeolog
Biological process (GO): glycogen biosynthetic process
Cellular component (GO): cytoplasm; nucleus
Molecular function (GO): glycogenin glucosyltransferase activity; glycosyltransferase activity
Source: RefSeq, marked provisional
CGGCUGAGAUCCUGCAGUGCGGCUCGUGUCCCCGUGUCCCUGCGCCAAUAGCCGCGGCGGGGGAGGUCACCUGGAGGACGAAAUAUCCUCGUUGCCGUCAGUUCCCUUAUUGAUGACUCCCGAGACACAAGGAAGGAAUUUUCACGCCAGCUGACUUUUCACAAUGCCGGUUACAGACCAAGCGUUUGUCACCCUGGGGACAAAUGACAUAUACUGUCAAGGAGCCCUGGUCCUGGGGAAAUCUCUACGGAAUCACAAAACAACUAGACAACUGGUAGUAAUGAUUACAUCACAGGUCACCGGCCGUAUGAGGGCCGUCCUUAGUAAUAUAUUCGAUGAAGUAAUCGAAGUGGAUAUUUUAGAUAGUGCCGACUCUGUCCAUUUGGCUUUGAUGAAGAGACCCGAACUUGGAAUCACAUUCACCAAAUUUCAGUGCUGGACUCUUACUCGGUAUACCAAGUGUGUUUACAUGGAUGCUGACACAAUUGUCCUUUGCAACAUCGACGAACUGUUUGAUCGGGAUGAGUUUUCAGCUGCUCCUGAUUCUGGCUGGCCAGAUUGCUUCAACAGUGGUGUAUUUGUCUUUAGACCAAGCCUGGAGACAUUUCACAAACUUCUCCAAUUUGCGGAAAUACAUGGCAGCUUUGAUGGAGGUGACCAAGGCCUACUGAAUAGCUUCUUCAGUAACUGGGCGACAACAGACAUCAGCAAGCACCUACCAUUCAUCUAUAACCUGAGCAUUAGUUCUGUUUAUACAUAUAAACCUGCUUUUCUACAGUUUGGCUCUGAGGCAAAGGUGGUUCAUUUUCUGGGCACACCUAAGCCCUGGAACUGCAAAUACAACCCCCAGACCAGAUGGAUUGUUGAGGAUGAAUCUUUAAGUGGAAAUGAGCACCUCUCCUAUCUUGUCCUUUGGUGGGAAAUCUAUAUUUCAGAUAUACUGCCAUUAUUAACAGACCAAGAAGAAACUGAAGGGGCAAACAGUCAACAGCACCAAAUUGGAAGAAUUGAGCUUCUUGUGAAAAAUGAAAACCCAAUUGGUUCCCAAGAGACUCCUGUAAAAAGCCCUGGAGAUACAGUCCAGCUUGCCCAUUCUGCUUCGGAGUUGUCCAUCCACGAAUCAGAAGAAGAGGCCAGAACAGAAGAUGAGCGCAGAAAGUGGGAGCAAGGGCAUAUUGACUACAUGGGAAAGUAUGCCUUUGAGAACAUCCAAAAAAAGUUAGAUAUUUUUACAGUAACUCUCUACCUUUUUUGGGCUGUUCAUCCUUCCUUCUCUCUGCAUUAUUUAUUGUGCCGUAGCAUUUUAUUUGGUUUUAUAUUAUGCUUAACGACCUUGUAAUAUUUUAAUACAAACUAUCCAAAUAAAUUAGAGCUAUUUAGUUUUGCAA